This is a messenger RNA of Paraglomus brasilianum, 393 nucleotides long. The record is from the annotation of a GenBank genome assembly. NCBI's taxonomy places the organism in Eukaryota, Fungi, Glomeromycota, Glomeromycetes, Paraglomerales, Paraglomeraceae.
AUGAGCAACAUCGAGGACAACCACUUCGUCUUGAACUGCAACGAAAAUGAGGCCAAGCUAUACUUCAAAUAUUGGCUGGAGUAUGUAUAUCUUGCCAAAAUAUCAUCAUUCACAGGAACGAACGUGACGGCAAAAACUGCGACCGCAGCAUAUUUGACCGAAUUAUCUGCUGCUAUGGACGAAUGUGCGGGGAAUAAACGACAUAGUGCGAAGUUGACACAUGUGCAGAAGAAAUUCGGUACAAUAAAAAAAGUCUUAGUCUAUGGGACAAAAAAUGCCGGCUCUGUAGACAUCAAAGGAUUAGUUGUACGGUUCCAUCGUCAUGCGCUUGGCAUCCUGAGGUGCUUUUGCAUUAAGCUGCUACGGGCUAUGCCUCGAGUACCCCAUCGGUAG